Molecule: messenger RNA, 3458 nt
Organism: Mangifera indica (mango)
Lineage: Eukaryota; Viridiplantae; Streptophyta; Magnoliopsida; Sapindales; Anacardiaceae
Product: dynamin-2A-like
Exons: 22
Coding region: 293-3076 (927 amino acids)
Cellular component (GO): cytoplasm; membrane; microtubule
Molecular function (GO): GTPase activity; microtubule binding; GTP binding
Source: RefSeq, a predicted model, not a curated record
GAGCAAGGUAAAACAAGAUUCAAAACAUCAAGACUGAACAAAUACUAAGCUAAGGGGGAGAGCUUUUUCGUUUCAAAAUCAAACCUUCUAGUGAGAGAAAGAGAAAGCACAAAAAAUAAAUCUAGACAGAGAGAACGAAAGAGCAUCCUUUCUUCGUGCGAGCGUUGUUCCUUCUCCGACGUCGUUUUACUCUAUCGAUCUUUUUCUUACUCAAUCCUCGCCUCCAGAUCUCGCCGUUUCUGUUUUGAUCCAUCACGAUCUCUUUAAGCGUUACUGUUAACUAUUAGAUUCGAUGGAGGCGAUCGAGGAGUUGGCUCAGCUUGCCGAGUCGAUGCGUCAAGCGGCGGCGCUACUUGCUGAUGAAGACGUUGACGAGAGUCCAAGCUCGAACUCUCGCCGUACUUCGACUUUUCUCAACGUUGUGACGCUUGGGAAUGUUGGUGCUGGUAAAUCGGCCAUUUUGAACAGUUUGAUUGGGCAUCCAGUUCUGCCAACCGGCGAAAAUGGUGCUACUCGAGCUCCAAUAAGCAUUGAUUUACAGAGGGAUAGUUCUUUGAGCAGCAAAUCAAUUAUUUUACAAAUUGACAAUAAGUCACAACAGGUUUCUGCAAGUGCUUUACGACAUUCUUUACAAGAUAGGCUUAGUAAGAGUGCCUCAGGCAAGAGUCGGGAUGAAAUAUAUUUGAAGCUACGCACAAGUACAGCACCUCCAUUGAAGUUAAUUGACUUACCUGGACUGGAUCAACGGAUUAUGGAUGAGUCAAUGGUUAGUGACUAUGCUGAACGGAAUGAUGCAAUUUUAUUAGUUAUUAUUCCUGCUGCCCAAGCACCUGAAAUUUCUUCAUCUCGAGCUCUCAAAGUUGCCAAGGAGUAUGAUGGAGAAGGAACCAGGACCAUUGGUGUAAUAAGUAAAAUAGAUCAAGCUUCUGCGGAGCCGAAAGCUCUUGCUGCUGUUCAGGCUCUCCUUUUGAACCAAGGUCCACCAAAAACAGCUGAUAUCCAAUGGGUUGCAUUAAUUGGUCAAUCAGUAUCGAUUGCUUCUGCACAGUCUGGAUCUGAGAGCUCCUUAGAAACUGCAUGGAAGGCAGAGAGUGAGAGUCUCAAAUCCAUAUUGACUGGAGCCCCUCAGAGUCAAUUGGGCAGAAUAGCUUUGGUAGAUGCUCUGGCACAGCAGAUUCGCAAGCGUAUGAAAAUCCGGGUUCCAAAUCUCCUCUCUGGAUUACAAGGGAAGUCACAAAUAGUUCAGGAUGAAUUAGCGCGGCUUGGUGAGCAGAUGGUCCAAAGUGCUGAGGGCACAAGAGCUGUAGCCUUGGAACUUUGCCGUGAAUUUGAAGAUAAGUUUCUUCAACACAUUACAACUGGUGAGGGUUCUGGUUGGAAAAUUGUUGCAAGUUUUGAGGGGACUUUUCCUAACAGGAUCAAGCAGCUUCCAUUGGACAGGCAUUUUGACAUUAAUAAUGUCAAGAGGAUUGUGUUAGAAGCGGAUGGUUAUCAACCAUAUCUCAUAUCUCCUGAAAAAGGCUUGAGAUCUUUGAUAAAAGGUGUACUGGAGCUUGCAAAAGAACCAUCUCGUCUUUGUGUUGAAGAGGUACACCGUGUCUUGGUUGAUAUAGUAUCUGCUUCUGCAAAUGCUACUCCAGGCCUUGGAAGAUACCCUCCCUUCAAGAGAGAGGUUGUGGCCAUUGCAAGUGCUGCACUAGAAGAGUUUAAAAAUGUAGCCAAAAAGAUGGUAGUUGCGCUGGUUGACAUGGAGCGAGCUUUUGUUCCCCCCCAACACUUUAUCCGUUUGGUGCAGAGGAGGAUGGAAAGACAGCGUCGAGAGGAUGAGAUGAAGAACCGAUCUUCUAAGAAAGGACAUGAGGCAGAGCAAGCAAUCCUGAACAGGGCAACUAGUCCUCAAACUGGUGGUCAACAAAGUGGUGGAAAUUUGAAAUCAAUGAAGGAGAAAUCUGGUCAAUCAGAAAAAGAAGCAAAUGAGUCUUCUGCUUUAAAAACUGCCGGUCCGGAAGGAGAAAUAACAGCAGGUUUUUUAUUGAAGAAAAGUGCAAAAACUAAUGGAUGGAGCAAGCGAUGGUUUGUGUUGAAUGAGAAGACUGGAAAGCUUGGUUACACCAAGAAACAGGAGGAAAGACAUUUUCGUGGUGUUAUCACUUUGGAGGAAUGUAAUAUUGAAGAGGUUCCAGAUGAGGAGGAACCUCCCUCGAAAAGUUCAAAAGAUAAAAAAGCCAAUGGACCAGAUUCAGGGAAAGUGGCCAGUUUAGUCUUCAAGUUAACUAGCAAGGUUCAAUAUAAAACUGUUUUGAAAGCGCACAGUGCCGUUGUUUUGAAGGCUGAAAGUAUAGCUGAUAAGGGUGAAUGGAUAAACAAGAUAAGCAAAGUUAUUCAGUCUAGAGGAGGACAAGUUAUAGGUGCAUCCACUGGAGGUGGUCAUUCCAUGCAGAAUAGUCUUUCUGACGGUCCUCUUGAUACAGUGGCCAGAAGACCUGCUGACCCUGAAGAAGAACUUCGAUGGAUGUCUCAAGAAGUACGUGGUUAUGUCGAAGCAGUUUUGAAUAGUUUGGCUGCUAAUGUGCCCAAGGCAGUUGUUCUGUGCCAAGUUGAGAAAGCAAAGGAAGACAUGCUAAAUCAGUUAUAUAGCUCUGUCAGCGCACAAAGCACAGCAAGGAUUGAACAGCUGCUUCAGGAGGACCAGAAUGUGAAGCGUAGAAGGGAACGAUAUCAGAAACAAUCCUCACUUCUUUCUAAACUAACACGCCAACUUAGCAUUCAUGAUAACCGGUCUGCUGCCUCUAGCUGGUCAAAUGGUGAUAGUGUCGCAGAAAGCAGCCCAAGAAAAAGUUCUGCUUCAGGUGAUGACUGGAGAUCUGCAUUUGAUGCAGCUGCCAAUGGACCUUCAGGUGGUUCCUUUGGUAGCUACUCUCGGUCGGCAUCCGAUGGUCAAAGUCGGCGUUACAGUUCACCAGUCGAGAAUGGUGAUGUGAACUCCAGUUCAAACUCAAGCAGUCGUCGUACUCCUAAUCGGUUACCGCCAGCACCUCCACAGCAGUCUGGUUCUUCAGGUUACAAAUAUUUUUAGAUGGCUGACAGAAAUAUUCAUAUGUUCACUGCCUUUUUAGUGGCUGAGGCCCCACUCAUGCUCCCAGCAUUUUGUGGUUUGAAAUUAUUAAUUGAGUAUAUCGUCAGAAGGUGUUUUGUGUACAUAGGACUACAGUUCGUGAAUAUCGGGUUUUUACGGCUUGCCCUAGUUUUGGAACUAUGGGUUCAAUGUGUAUUGAAAUCCAUAUAUCAUAUUCAUCAAUUCAUUUGUCUCUUCUUUAUAAAGUUUCUAGUUUUCAUUUUUAUUCCUUCAAUUUAUGGACACAUACAGAUAUUCGGCUUGGGAUGAUUGUGCAAAAUUUGCAACACUCUUGUAAGGGGAGGCUUAUAUUAUAUUUGCCUAAUGUGAAAUGCUUAUUGAA